AUGGUCAACAAACCGCAUGCACCCCGCGCGGCCGGCAAAAAGAAAGCCGCGCCCACUGCCGCCGCGUUGAACGAGGAAGAUACCAGUUACAUUGUGUUUGGAAAUGAGAAGCCGAAAAAGGCAAAGGCACCCACUAUAGAUACCGGGACGACUCAGGCCAGCGGAAGCAAGGCGAAAACAACUCCGUCUUCAAAUGGCGCCYCGACAGAAGAGAAGAAGCCUGAGGAGAAGAAGCCGGAUACACGGACACUGAUUGGCGGCGCAUCUUGGACGGGCAAACUGCCCAUGACACUCUUCAACGAGCUGUGCCAGAAAUCAAAAUGGGAGAAGCCCGAAUACACCAUCCAUCGCAACCCGCGUGGCUACACUGGUGGUGUGAUUAUCCGUCAAAAGCACCCGAAAACGCAUGAAAUCACGGCGUUGCCGCCCAUUGUGCCGCCCACCGACUACAACAAGGAGCGCGGUACACAGGAGACUCCGAUUGAGGCUCGUCACUUCGCCGCUGCGUAUGCUUUGUUCCGCGUGUCGAACAUGAAGAAUAUACAUAUGAUGCUGCCGCCUCAGUAUCGUGAUUUGUGGAAGGGUGACUUCCAAGAUCUCAAGAGCGAGGCUGCCGCGUCCGGGCAGGCAUACCUAUACGAUGCGGAUCCGUUCUCUGCAAAGAAGCGCCACGAUGAGGCAAUGGCUGCGAAGGAGAAAGCAAAGGUGGACAAGGCCAAGCAGAAGGUGGAAGACAAGAAGUUGGAAGUGGUGAGUCUGGAUGGGCAAGUGCAAAGUAAGCACGUCCUCAAGGGCUGGAUGCGCGUCCCGAAGGUCGAGAUGGGUCUCCGUACCCGGCGGGAGGUGGAGAGAUUGGUUCGUCAAGGCGGUGCAUGGAAUCCCCACGAUGUCACACUCGGUGCUGCGAGCCGCAAGGCUAUCGUCAAUGACUUAGCAGGCAUUGGCUUCCGACCAAGCCAUGCAGAGGAGGCUGCAGAGAUUUGCAAGGAUCGUGAGGAAUGUCUCGAGUGGCUGCUGAUUCACGUGCCCGAAGACGACCUUCCAAAGUGGUGUCUUCCGGAAAACUACUUGGCUGGUGUCAGUCUAGCUAGCGGUGACAUGAAGCGCGAGGGAAAGCUGAAGCGACUUUCUGCUGCUGGAUACUCCGCGGAACUGUGUGCCGAGGUUUUGGACUCUUGCAACGGCAGCGAAGCUCGAACAGCAGAAAUCUUACAGGCAAGGCUGCUAGAUGAGACAGUUGCGCCACAAGCAACUGCUGAGCAGGAGUACGAGUUGUGGGACGAGGAACAAGCAACAUUGCAGGCGAUCUACGGUGACAGACACACCAACCACGACAGAUUAUGCACAAUUACACUCGAGCUGCAGACUCCGUCCAAGAAGCCGAUCGUACUUCGUGCACGGCCUCCAAGCAGCGGUUACCCUUCUGCGCUUCCCAUCAUAUCAGUGGAUGCUGAUCUUCCGGCAUAUGUAAGACUGAGCAUUCUGAAGAAAGUGCUUACAGUGGCGAAGAACGAGUUUUUCGACCAGCAAAUGCUAUUCUCCUUCAUCGAUUGGUUGGAGCAGAAUAUCCCAAGCGUGAUAGAGAAUCCUGGAAAGCUCAGCGAAGUUGCCAGCGCGACAUCAACAUCUACCAACCAACAAGCCCGGCCGUCUCGGGCGAAGAAAAUGCGAAGGCAGCCAAUUCCUAUAUCUUGGAGUCCACAAAUGGCUACAAGCCAGCGCAUGUUAGAGGCGUGGCGGUCCAGACAGACGGCCGAUAACCAAAAGCGUAUGAAUCAGACCAGGCAGAACUUGCCCGCAUGGAGGCUACAAGAUGCCAUUGUGACAUCUGUCACGAAGAAUCAAGUCACCAUAAUCUCGGGUGAGACAGGAUCYGGAAAGUCUACACAGUCGGUCCAAUUCAUUCUGGACGACCUCAUUCAACGCUGUCUUGGUGAGCACGCAAACAUGAUCUGCACACAACCACGCAGAAUUUCAGCUYUCGGUCUUGCAGAUCGAGUGGCUGAUGAGCGUUGUGGAAAGGUUGGAGAGGAAGUCGGUUACGCGAUCCGUGGUGAGGCAAAGCAGCGGCAAGGCGUAACGAAGAUAACUUUCGUCACCACAGGAGUCCUACUCCGCCGUUUGCAAACCUCAGGAGGCAGUACUGACGACGUGGUACGAAGCUUGGCUGAUGUGAGUCAUGUCGUGAUUGAUGAGGUCCACGAACGCAGUCUCGAUACAGAUUUCUUGCUUGUGUUAUUGAGGGAUGUGCUAAAGAAGCGUAAAGACUUGAAGCUCGUUCUUAUGAGUGCCACUCUUGAUGCGGACACGUUCGAAAAUUACUUCCGGUCGGUUUCUAGUGUUGGCAAGGUGGAGAUUCAAGGACGCACAUACUCUGUCGAUGAUAUCUAUCUUGACGAAAUCGUGCGCAUGACAGGGUUUGGGACAGUAGAGCCUGAAGAUGCAGAUGCAKAACCAGCGCCGGGUCUGGCGCCCAAUGAGCGAGACUAUCAUGCCUCUGGUACUUCUACCCCAACGACAGCCACUCCGAGCAUAGGAAAUGCACUCAGAGCAGUAGGAACCAGAAUUAAUUACGAGCUAGUUGCUCGUACUGUCGAACACAUUGACCGGAGGCUAGGGGAUAUUGAAGGAGGCAUCCUGAUAUUCCUGCCUGGUGUGGGAGAGAUCGACCAGGCGAUGCGGGCACUACGAAACAUCCCUAAUCUGCAUGUUCUACCGCUGCACGCCUCACUGCAAAGCUCGGAGCAGCGACGAGUCUUCCCACGGGCACCGCGUGGUAUGCGUAAAGUCAUCGCGGCGACCAACGUUGCCGAAACCUCCAUCACGAUCGAGGACAUCGUGGCAGUGAUUGAUACCGGUCGUGUCAAGGAGACGAGCUUCGAUCCGGCGAACAACAUGGUCAAGCUGGCAGAGGUGUGGGCUUCACGAGCGGCUUGUAAGCAACGACGCGGUCGUGCUGGACGUGUCCGUGCAGGGGAAUGCUACAAAUUAUACACUCGUUCUGCAGAGACAAAGAUGGCCGAACGCCCGGAACCUGAGAUCAGGCGAGUACCUUUGGAGCAGCUUUGUCUGUCUGUCCGAGCCAUGGGCGUGAGUGAUGUGCCUGCCUUCUUGGCAUCAGCGCUUACGCCGCCGGAGAGUCUGGCAGUCGCGGGUGCGUUGAAGCUGUUGACUCGAAUGGGCGCUCUCGACAACACCGAUCUUACCGCUCUUGGGAGACAUUUGUCAAUGAUACCAGCAGACCUGAGAUGUGGCAAACUUAUGGUGUACGGUGCCGCGUUCGGCUGCCUGGAAGCUUGCUUGACCAUUGCCGCGAUUCUUACGGUCAAGAGCCCGUUCGUCAGCCCGCUGCCAAAACGAGAAGAGUCCAAGGCUGCGAGAUCUGCUUUUGGUGGUGGACAUGGCGAUCUUCUAUGUGAUCUUCGGGCAUACGAGGAGUGGUCUGGCCGACGCUCGGCAGGAGAGCCGACGUCAAUGCUCCGCAGAUGGUGUGAUGAGAAUUUUCUCAACCACCAGACCCUGAUGGACAUUUCAACCAACCGCACGCAAUACGUCUCGUCGUUGCAGGAGAUUGGAUUUCUUCCAAUGGGUUACAGGCCAAAUGCUCCUCCCGCACUUGAGUUUAAUCGUCACAACGACAGCGACGUUCUUAUACGCGCUUUAGUAGCCGGAUCAUUCCAACCACAAGUUGCAAGAAUCGAAUUCCCAGACAAAAAGUACGCGGCAUCCUCAUCCGGUGCCGUCGAAAUUGAUCCAGAGGCUCGUCUGCUCAAGUUCUUCAACGAGGAGAWUGGCCGUGUGUUUGUUCAUCCAUCUUCGACCCUCUUCGGCGCGCAGAGUUUCCCCGGAAACAGCGUCUACAUGAGCUACUUUACCAAGAUGGCGACGAGCAAGGUCUUCAUCCGAGACCUCACGCCUUUCAACGUCUACAGCUUGUUGAUGUUCUCCGGACCUAUAACCAUCGACCCGCAAGGCAGAGGACUGUUAGUUGAUGGAUGGAUCAGACUGCGUGGUUGGGCUCGUAUUGGAGUACUCGUCAGCCGGAUGAGGAUGAUGCUUGACGAGCUGCUGGCAAAGAAGCUCGACGACCCACUCCUUGACAUGGGAGAGAGCGGGGUCGUCUCAGCAGUGCGAAAAAUGGUGGAGUUGGAUGGACUGGAUCGGUAA
Molecule: messenger RNA, 4167 nt
Organism: Ramularia collo-cygni
Lineage: Eukaryota; Fungi; Ascomycota; Dothideomycetes; Mycosphaerellales; Mycosphaerellaceae
Product: related to DEAD/DEAH box helicase
Exons: 1
Coding region: 1-4167 (1388 amino acids)
Cellular component (GO): intracellular anatomical structure
Molecular function (GO): protein binding; RNA binding; ATP binding
Source: RefSeq, a predicted model, not a curated record